CCCGAAAAGUGGUGACAAAAGCAGGAGCAGUAGAAGAAGGAGAAGGAGAGGUUAAUCUCGUCUCUUCUUCCCCCAGUCGUCUCGUUCUUUGCGAGAGGUGAGGCUGACAACUUAAUUGCCUGCCUAAGGCACUGUUUUCUUCUUCUUUUUUUUUUUUUUGUAAAUUCAGCUUUCCGUGCCGUCUGCUACACCUGCCUGCCAAGCUGCAGCGCUGAUGGGCGCGGCUGGGACCCAUGCCCAAAUCUCUGUUUUGACUUGCCUGGGAAAGUUGGGCGAAAAGGCACAAAAGGACGGAGGAGGACUUUAAGAACAUCCCACCCAGGCGCGUCAACUUCAUACCAACACAUUAUUGCUCCCGUGGAUCAGUCGGCGCAUCUCAACAAGGGGGAUCACCGGGAUUUGAUUGACCGUCGUUCAAGCUGGCUGAAGAUAAGAUGAGAUGGAGGAGUUAAUAGCACUGAUGGACUACUCAGCAGACUUUUCAGAAGAAAGGGUUGUGACAGAAGCUGUAACCGCCACAACCCGGCUGACUUCUCUGCCACCAAAGGGAACCAGCGGAUCAAAUCACAGGAAUAUGUCCAGCAGUGCUGGAGGGCUGGGCUUGGAGAAGAAUGUCUUAACCCAGAACAGCAGUGGAACGUAUUUCUCUUCAUCCUCUGUAGGUGUGAACACCAGCAACUACAACUCCUCCUCAGGGGUUUACCUGGGAGGAUGCUCCUCAGGUGAAGGAGAUGGAGGGGGGACCUACAUUGAUGGAGAGUUGUUUGGAGGUGGAAUAGGAGGUGGAGGAAGCAGGGGAGGAGGAGGAGGUGGAGGAAUAGGAGGGGGAGGUGGAGGAGGAGGAGGAGGAGUAGGGGGAAGAGGCAGCAGCAGUUACAUGGUGAGCUCCGUGUCAAAGGUUCGGUCCAGCUCAUCGGGCGGUGCCAGGCGCGGUCAGACUGCUGGCUCAUCAGGAGGCCUGUCGCCAUCUUUCCGGGAGAGGAAGACAAUCGGUAGCCGCUCAGUGGGUUAUGACGGAAGUUCCAGUGCUAAUUCCUCUCCAGAGUUUGCACGCAAAGACUAUGGGAACUAUUGCUCUGGCGGCACAAGAGGGAGGAGCGAGAGUAGAGAGAGCGAGAUCAGAGCCAGAUUGCAAAGUGCCUCACCCACAGCCUGCAGAUGGACAGAGCUGGAUGAUGUAAAGAAGCUUCUGAAGGGACGUUCCUGCAGCGUCAGCCCAACUCGCUCCUCCUGCGCCUCAAUCACACUGCCUGUCCCUAAAAAGGCAACCGUGGAAACCAAGACCAUCUCAGUGGCCACUCAGUCGGGGUCACCUAUAUUGAGCUCUGGAGUGAGAACAGGCGGUUUCCACACCAUCGAUUCAUCAACCCUGUAUGAUACCAGUCUGACAAACGGGCACUUUGAUACUGGUUUAAAAUCAAGCCAGUACGAUGUCACUGUAAAAUCAGGCCAAUAUGAUACUGGUGUGAAAUCAGGCCAGUAUGAUGUGUCUCAGAAGACAAGUCACUAUGAUACUGGUCUGAAAACAGGCCAGUAUAACGGCAGUUUGAGAUCAGGGCAGUACGACUCCAGUGUGAGAACAGGCCAAUAUGACACACUGGACACUAUACUUCCAUCUUUUACUUGGUCGACGGCCACACUGCCGGCCUCCUCCGCCACAGCUGUCGCUGGCAACAGCAGCAGCUACUCUUACCAGGUCGGCAACAACAACAUGGGGGGAGGAUCUUCACCAAUCGGCCUCACCUCCCCCUCGUCACUGUCAGUUUAUGGCUUUCAGAAUAAUCUGGCGCCAACAUCUGCCAGUGUUCUCACCACCAGUGGAGCCAAUGUUAGCACUAGUCUUGGAGGUUAUGGUGUUCAGAAGAACAUGUCGAAUACUGGCGGUGUCGUCAGCACUGGAGUCUCUGCAACCACUAGAUCCCAAACUGAUGAUGCUUUUAAGAAAGACUACAAGUUCCUCAUCUCUGACAAGGAGAACUAUCCAGCUAAAAGGGACACAGAAAUGCUCAUUUUGGCUAAAGACAGCGGGAAGCAGUUCACCAGCAGCAGCAGCGUUCAGAUGGGAGGAGGCUCGCUAUCAGGAGAUUCAAUGAAGAAAGAGAAACUCAUUUCAAGCUACACUGAGACGAUGCCCCUGAAGGCAGAGACAGGAAACUCUUACUACGGAUCAUCGGGAGUUGUGAUGAAAGACAAAGCCACAUUUGCAGAGAUCCGCCGUGACAGCGGCGUCUUUGGAGGUGGAGGAUUUUGCUGCUGCUCCGAUGCCUGUUGCUCCUGGUGGAAGUGGCUGCUGGGUCUUCUCCUCCUCUCCCUGCUCCUUCUGGGACUCCUGUUUGGGCUAAUUGCAUUGGCCGAGGAUGUGAGGAAGCUGAAGAAUCGGGUGGCUACCCUGGAGGCGGAGUCCUCAGUCGUUGCUGCUCGCACAAGUCGGCAGCGAGGCUCAACUAACGACAUCUAUGUGGCUGGAGGUGGAUCCAGUACCGAUAUGCACUUGGGCGCUGGAGGUGCAAGUGGAAGCGACAAAACAAGAAUAGCGGUAGCUGGUGCCGGCGGUGGUGGCGGCGGCGGCGGCGGCUCCACAGGUGGAAAUGAUCUUGAUCUCGGCCUUGGAGGCGGUUCAGCUGGCGGGUCUGGAAGGGUCAGCGGGUCGGGCACAGCGAGUGCUAGAGGCUCUGGCACCGUUUCCAGUGGCAGCGCAGUCAGCACAGGGGCCGGUUUCGGUGGAGGACACAUGGACGCUGCUUCUCUCCAACUGAUGAUGCAGAACAUGUUCAGAACUGAAAUGCAAUCACAGGCGUUCAGAGCUCUUCUAGUAUCCUCAGUGGGAGAUUCCAACCGAGGCAUGCCUGGACCUAAAGGUGACAUAGGACCUAGAGGAGAUCCUGGUUCACCUGGACUUAUGGGUGCUCCAGGUGCUCAAGGACAUGCAGGCACUGAGGGUCCUAAAGGUCAAAAAGGAAUCCAAGGUGAUCAUGGACUGGAUGGGACACCUGGAAUCAGGGGUCGGGAGGGUCCAGCUGGCCCGAGAGGUGAGCCUGGACCUUCAGGGGUUGGACCGAAAGGUGAUAGAGGCGCUCCUGGAGAUCCUGGAGUUCCUGGACCUGUGGGCCUGGCUGGACUUAAAGGUGAUACUGGAUCCCCUGGAAUUGCUGGGCCAGCAGGUCCACCAGGUCUUCAAGGUUUCCGUGGCGAGGCAGGGCUACCUGGUUUUAAAGGUGACAGAGGUAUUCCAGGUAUUUCUGGACAAAAAGGUGACACUGGGGACAAAGGUCUUAGAGGUCUGCAAGGUGAAGCUGGUUUCCAAGGACCAGCAGGGCCGGCUGGAGAGAAAGGACAAAAAGGAUCAAUGGGAUUGGUUGGACAUGACGGUGUCAAAGGAUCAAGAGGUGAUCAGGGAGUUGCUGGGCCACCUGGACUCAGAGGUCCUGUUGGGCCUCCCGGGGAUAAUGGAGCUGCAGGACAACCAGGACUUCAAGGACCUCCAGGGAUUGCAGGGAAUCCAGGACGACCUGGUUCCAAAGGUGAAACCGGUAAUGCAGGAAGAAUCAUCAACGCUGCUGGCUCCACUUCUGUUGGCAUCCCAGGACCACCUGGGCCUGCUGGUCCUCCUGGCCCUGCAGGACAGCCAGGAUUGUCAGGUCCCAUUGGUCCUGCUGGUCUGCCUGGCCAGGCUGGUCCUAAAGGUGACAGAGGAUAUAAGGGAGACCAGGGAGAGGCGGGAAUAUCAGUAAGAACGUCUGAAAGUGUGAGAACAAGCAGCACCGGAAGUCAGUUUAGUUCAGGUGGAUAUACAGGACAACCAGGUCCACCUGGCCCACCUGGUCCUCCUGGACGUCCAGGUGACUCAAGACAAGGACCUCCAGGACCACAAGGGCCUCCUGGUCAGCCAGGUUAUGGAAUACCAGGACCUAAAGGAGACAAGGGAGACACAAGCUUUGCAUCAAGCUCUGGAACAUACCACUCUGGACUACCAGGACCACCUGGACCUGCUGGGCCUAAAGGAUCAACAGGUUCUCCUGGACCAAGAGGAUACCAAGGUGACACAGGCCAGCCAGGUGUGCCAGGCACCCCAGGGAGACCAGGAAGCUCUGACAGAGUAUCAACAUAUUCUGGAGGGUCUCAGCUCCCAGGACCCCCAGGCUCACCAGGGCCUCCUGGACCUCCAGGGCCACAAGGAUAUAAAGGGGACACUGGUGCUCCUGGAAUUCCAGGGUCUUCAAGAGGCUCCAUCUCAGUCACCUCAGGCCCCCCUGGUCCCCAAGGUCCUCCUGGUCCUCCAGGCUCCUUCUCUUCCUCUAGUGAGAUGCGCCAGUACAUCACUGACUAUCUAAGUAGAACCCUACAGUCCAAUUUCCAAGGACCUGCAGGUCCACCUGGGCCUCCAGGACACCCUGGAAGCUUCUCAGGCUCUAUGGAUGACAUCUCUGCACGGGUCAUUGCAUACAUCCAACGUUCAGGCUCAGGCUUCAGCAUUGGUGUUCAGGGACCUCCAGGUCCACCUGGUCCACCUGGACCUGCCUCUGGCUCUGGCUCUGGCUCUGGAUCCUUCACUGUCAGUGGUCUCAUCGCCAUGCUUCAGAGAGACGAUGUGAGGAGAUAUGUAACAGGACCACCUGGACCACAAGGACCACCUGGGAUACCAGGAACAUCUGGAGGAAUUUCAGCCAGUUAUAAUGUAGAAGAGGUCGCCAGAUAUGUGUUCAAUAUCAUGAAUGACAGAGGGAUUGCUCGAGGUCCGCCUGGGCCUCCUGGUCCAGCUGGUCCUUCAGUGUCUGUUGCUACAGGGGGAAGUAGCUCCAGGACCUUUACCAUCGAUUAUUCUGACUUAGUUAAAAACCCUGAUUUCCAGUCAUGGAUAGCAUCUGCCUCACAUCGCGGUCUUCCUGGUCCUCCGGGUUCUCCAGGUUUUCCAGGACAGCCAGGCCCUCCUGGUCCUCAGGGGCCACAGGGACACUCCUCUGCCACCGUGUAUGGAGCAGGACAACAAGGUUACAGCUUGGAGGAGAUUCAGCGUUACCUGCAAGGUUCUGGGUUCAGAGGUCUUCCUGGCCCUCCUGGUCCUCAAGGUCCACGGGGACCACAGGGUUCUUCAGGCAGUUACUCUGGUGUGAUUUCCACCAGUGGAAACUUCCCACGGGAGAGCAUCCGUGCUGAAAUUCAGGAGUAUCUGACCAGUGAUAAUGUUCGUCGUGCCAUCAUCGGACAACCAGGGCCUCCUGGACCGAUGGGACCGAGAGGAGAACGUGGAGAGCCAGGUUACAGUCAGAGCUACACACAGAGCCAAAGCUACUCUCAGGGUGACUCUCGCUACAACUCCAGACGUUCAGAGACUGAUGGCAGCAGGCUUGCCGAGAUGAUGGACUACUCCAGUGUCGCCGUAAAAGUUUCAGAUUACAUCAAGAAUGAAGGCCUGCUGCAGGAGUAUCUGGUUAGUGGUCCUUGGAGGGCUAAUAUGAGAGCAAUUCAGGGUCCCGCCGGUCCACCUGGCCCUCCUGGAGCACCGGGUGUGAGCCGUGUUAUCGGAGCCUACGGCAACGUCACAGCUGACCUCAUGGACUUCUUCAGAAGAUAUGGCACCAUCGCAGGUCCCCAGGGAAGCUCUGGACCAAGGGGAGACAGAGGAUACCCAGGACCUAGAGGAGAAAAGGGUGACCGUGGCCAGCCAGGUAUUCCAGGACUACCGGGGCCGUUCAAAGUUGAAAUUCCACACAGGAUACAGAAGAGGGAUGCAGAAGAGAAUAUGGUCGGUCAGCACAAGAGGCAUCGCCGUCGAGCCACUGGCGUCUAGAGAACAAACUACUGGAUCAUAUCACAUUUCAUUUUUACUCAUCUUUUUUGUUGGUGUUAUACCUUUGCUAUGCGAGUAGUCAAAUCGAUCCUUAUUGUUGCCAUUUUUGAAAAAUGUUUAGAAAAUUUUAGAAAAUAAAAAUGCUAAGAAAUGCAUCAGUCUCUUGAAAAAAUGAACUCUUUCAGGCAGUAGAGGUUUGGAUUCAGCUGCUGGUCAGUGUUUUUGUAACACAGACUUCAUGUUGUUUUGAACAUGUGGGUGUAUUAAUGUUUACUUUGCUUAGUAAGGAGCUUGCAUUCAAACCUUUUUUUUUUCUUCCAGGGGCAACUUUGUUAAAGAGAAUAUUUCUAAGCAAUACAAAGCUGAUACUUUAUUUGCACUUUGCAUCAUUUCUUACUGCUUGUGUAACUUGACUGUCUGGUGUACUGUUUAUUUUUUGUAUUCAUUGAGGAUUAUACUGUAUUAAGGACUAUGUAAGUGUUUCAUGUUGUUACAACACAACUCUUCAGAUUUGUCAUAAAAAGAUUUAAAUAUUCACAUUA
This is a messenger RNA of Labrus mixtus (cuckoo wrasse), 6330 nucleotides long. RefSeq names its product collagen, type XVII, alpha 1b (gene col17a1b). The record is from RefSeq and is a predicted model, not a curated record. Bases 440 to 5788 code for a protein of 1782 amino acids. Lineage: Eukaryota; Metazoa; Chordata; Actinopteri; Labriformes; Labridae. The transcript has 56 exons.